Cyprinus carpio (common carp) is the source of this 493-nucleotide messenger RNA. Its product is annotated as proteasome (prosome, macropain) assembly chaperone 4. NCBI's taxonomy places the organism in Eukaryota, Metazoa, Chordata, Actinopteri, Cypriniformes, Cyprinidae. Gene Ontology annotation, biological process: proteasome assembly. The record is from RefSeq and is a predicted model, not a curated record.
GAAGAGCGACGAGCGUUUUUACUUUCGUUCUGAGAUUCCGCAUUGAUCGUUGUUUCGGGAUGGAGACGGCGCUGAACGGAGGCUCCGUGGAGCCCAUCACGGUGCAUGAUUUCUCGGAGAAGAUCCUGGAGCAGCUCGUUCAUUUCCAUGUGAUGAAGCUGAGCGGCGGGUUCUUCCUCUGGAUCGGGUCUGAGCCGGUUCUGUCCAGUCUGGCUCUGGCCGUCAGCAGCAAACACGAUUCAAUGCCUCUGUCCACUCUGGUUCUGGGCGACCCGUCAGACACGACUCCAAGCUCUCUUGCACAGAGACUCACAAAGAAGACACAGAAACAGGUAUUUGUAAGUUACAAUUUACCCGUGACGAGCUCAAAUCUCGCGCUGCUGGUGGAGGACAGAAUCAAAAAGGAGAUGGAGCUUCAUCCUGACAAGUUUUAAACGUCUGCUGUACCUUUCUUUUUUUUGUACAUAGCUCAAUAAAUCUAAAGCAAAAAUUA